Molecule: messenger RNA, 525 nt
Organism: Linum trigynum
Lineage: Eukaryota; Viridiplantae; Streptophyta; Magnoliopsida; Malpighiales; Linaceae
Source: the annotation of a GenBank genome assembly
AUGGUCAAGAAAAUUGUCGAAUUUGCAUAUGAACGUGUUUUUGCGCAACAUCCUCAUUUUGAGCUUCCUUACCUUCGAUUUAGGGCAGCUUUCUUUCGCGUUGAACGGUCUGUCCACCUCUUUGCAUUCGAUUCGUGGCUGGAACUAGAUCUAAAGAACCCAAACAAUCCCAUACUCCCAAUUAGAUCCUCGAUGCGUCAAAAGGAGUGGUUCUGGCAGAUCGAACUCCAGCUGGUGGGGACUCCGCUGCUACCCAGAAUGAACGAGUCUGAUCUGUUGCGCGCUUGUCGCGGUGGCGGCGCUCGGCAAGUCGUCGUAGAUCUCGAGGAAGUGGCGGAGUUGGUUGCGAGACUCUUGGUGAUUGUUGAGGCGCUUGCUGAUGAGUCUCUUGGCUUCUUUGACUGCAGGGAAGAGGUAACUUCUGGGAGUUUGGCGAACUCCCAACGUCGACGGGGAAGGGAACGGAACGGGAAGGGGGAAAUUAAGAUGAGUGACAACGACAGAAGUGGGGGAAUUGGGAAAUGA